Messenger RNA from Cyprinus carpio (common carp), 1214 nucleotides. Its product is annotated as winged helix repair factor 1. Lineage: Eukaryota; Metazoa; Chordata; Actinopteri; Cypriniformes; Cyprinidae. The record is from RefSeq and is a predicted model, not a curated record. Gene Ontology annotation, molecular function: protein serine/threonine kinase activity. Gene Ontology annotation, biological process: protein phosphorylation; positive regulation of Ras protein signal transduction.
CGCUGGAGUGUUGUUUCAGUGCAGACCGUCCGCCAGAGAGCAGCCGAUGCGUUCCGUUCAUCCUGAAAGCAACGAAGAAGAAGAAGAGUCGAAGUCAGCUGUUGUGCCGUUAAUGAACGGUGAACAAACAUUUAAACUCAGGAGUUAAACGAGUUAAAAAUAUAUUUCUGAAAAUAAAAACUGUGUUUCUGUGUCACUUCGGCAGGGAAAUGUUAAGUAUAUAAACAAUUCGCGCUGUUCUCAGCUAGCAUACACGCUAGGUAACUUACAUGAGGAAAACAGUUAAAUAAAGAAGUGGCAGUGUUUAAAAUCAGUAAGAAAUGAACAGAAAAAGAGCCUUAAUCGCAGACACCUUCUGUUUAACGAAGAGACGCAGAUGUGCAGCUGACAGUGUUACCGGAGAAAGUCAAGCAGAUAUCAGGUCAAGCUUGCAGUACCUCGUGACACUGUUUUCACGCAAACUCUUCAACGACAGCCUCCCACCAGUGGUCUUAAAACACCAGCUCUACAGUUUACACAAUGACAAAACCUCAGUGGACAAGCAGGUGAAUGAGUUGAGGGAAACCGGCGAGCUGUUGAUGUUCCAGCUGGGGUUCGACUCCGAGGCCUUCGCUUUGGUGUUUGCAGAAGAUUACAGAGCCAAAGUCCUGCAGGGGGAAGCUGGCAGAGGAACGCUGGGAACUGUAGAGAAAUUUCUGACCAAACUAAUUCCCAGCUGCUCCGAUUUGAGUUUCAACAAGGAAAAGAUGCUCAAAGAGUUCCUAUUUACAGACUCCGAGAUAACGCAGCUGGUGAAAUCAGGCGUGCUCACUGUGAGGGAUGCGGGGAGCUGGUGGCUUUCAAUCCCAAACUCUGGCAAAUUCAUUAAGUACUUCAUUAAGGGACGCAAAGCUGUUCUCGGCAUGGUUAAGAAAUCCAAAUACAGUGAAAUCCUCCAGACUGAAUUGGAGGGACGCCGCACAACUUCGCAGGUCAAGUUCCAGAUGAAGUAUCACAUUCAUGAUAUAAUCGGAGCAGAGUUAGUGGAAUGCAUUCAGACAACAUCAGGGACAUUGUUGCGAUACGUGGACGGAAACGUCAACUAACAGCUCCACUCACUCGACUUGAACUGUACACAACUGAAAUGUGUAAUGUAUUUAUUGCCAUAUUCUUUUGGUUACAAACAGCAGAAUCAAUUGUGCACAAUAUAGUUAAUAAAAGGCUGCCAAACUUCA